Eucalyptus grandis is the source of this 1628-nucleotide messenger RNA. RefSeq names its product TMV resistance protein N-like. Gene Ontology annotation, biological process: defense response. Lineage: Eukaryota; Viridiplantae; Streptophyta; Magnoliopsida; Myrtales; Myrtaceae. The record is from RefSeq and is a predicted model, not a curated record. The transcript is spliced from 5 exons. Bases 1 to 1236 code for a protein of 411 amino acids.
AUGGUCCUGUUCGGGCGUGGAGCCGGCGUCGGUUGCUGCAGAGGUGAGGAUGCGAGCUGUGGUAGCGGCAGCGGUGCUGCGGAUGCGCGAGCAAGCAGGAGGUCGCGAGAGGAUCUGCUGGCGGAGCGGCGGUGGCGCGACGAUGACCGGCUGAAUCGCGAACCGGCGGGUUGCAGGCGAAGCGAAGGAGCUGCUGCAGGCGUCGGCGGCGGGGCUGGAAGUCGCGGCGUGACUGGCGGAGCAGCGGUGGCGGAGGCGAGCAGAGCAGCGAGGUGGCAAGACGCGGCGGUGGCUGGCGUUGCGGCGGCGCUGGUGGCGCAGGUGCGGUGGGCAACAGCGGGCACCGGUGGCUUCGGAGAAGACGAACUCAAGCACACCUUUAGAAGCAACGCUCCUCCGAUAGAUUAUUACGAUUUCUCAAAAGAAAUUGUUGCAAGUAUAGGAAGGCUUUCUUUGACUCUUGAAGUCGUCGGUUCUCUUUACGCCCGCACCAUCAAAUCGGAGUGGGACGAGACAUUGGAGGACUUAAAGCAAGUCCAGCAUAGAGACAUCCGAAAAGCACUGAUGAUAAGUUUCAACAAAUUGGAUGACAGAGAGAAAGCCAUAUUCUUGGACAUAGCAUGUUUUUGCAUUGGGAAGGAUAAGAGGAAUGCCUAUUACAUGUGGCAUAAUUGUGGAUAUUCUCCUUGCAGCGCGAUUCAAGUUCUUCUCCUCAUGUCGUUGAUAAAGAUCGAUGAGGACGAUAAGUUCUGGAUGCAUAAUGAAGUUCGAGAUCUAGGAAGGUACAUUGUCAAAGCAGACAAUGUCGAAAAUGCUGGAAAGCCCAUUUGGGCAUGGAUCGAUGAGAAUACUUUAGACAUACUAGGGAGCAACGAGAAAAAACCAGCUGUACGAGCACUCAGUCUAGGUAUUAGUCAUGAUUUCACCCCUGAAGAAUUAGCCAGUUUGCCAAUGCUAAGGUUCCUUGGAGGGGAAAGAACGAAUUUUGUAGGCGACUUCAAAAAUUGUCUUCAUAGACUAAGAUGGCUUUCUUGGUAUCAUUGCCCGUUGGAUUUUUCAGCAAUGAAUUUUCACCCAGUGAAUCUAGUCGUGCUCGAACUUUCGCGAAGUAACAUCACUGAUGACUGGGGUGGAUGGUUACAAAUCAAGAUGGCAAAAAAUUUGAAAGUUCUCGAUUUGUCACAUUGCAAAAAGUUAACCAAGACACCUGAUUUUUCCGAGUUUGGCAAGUUGUAGAAAUUGAUUCUCGCUGGGUGUGAGAAAUUGUCUAUGAUUGAUGGUUCAAUCGGUAAGCUAACACUGCUACAUAUUUUGAAUAUUGAUGGAUGCAUUACCCUCCAAGGGUUGCCCAAAGAAAUCGGUUCCCUAGAACGUUUGUCAGAGAUUAUCAUGCCCUCCAAAGGCAAGCCUUUCGAGCUUUCUGAGACACUAGACGGUCUAAAAUCUUUGAUGAGGUUUGAAGUUCAAAAUCAUGAUGGUAUCAGCCAACUUCCUGACUCUAUUGGAAGGUUAACGAAUCUCACGCAUUUGCUUUUGCCUGGAUGCAAGAGUCUAUAUAAGCUUCUGGACUCUAUUGGGGAACUAAAAUCAUUGGUUCACUUGGAUUUAGAACAAUCAGGGAUUAGGGC